Messenger RNA from Clupea harengus (Atlantic herring), 1802 nucleotides. RefSeq names its product SPRY domain-containing SOCS box protein 2. The record is from RefSeq and is a predicted model, not a curated record. Gene Ontology annotation, molecular function: protein binding. NCBI's taxonomy places the organism in Eukaryota, Metazoa, Chordata, Actinopteri, Clupeiformes, Clupeidae. Gene Ontology annotation, biological process: proteasome-mediated ubiquitin-dependent protein catabolic process; intracellular signal transduction. Gene Ontology annotation, cellular component: SCF ubiquitin ligase complex.
UUGGUCAAAAUAAAUUAUUAAACAUGUUUUGGUUUGAGUUCUGUUGUGGCUCAUGGCUGGCUGACAUACAUAUGCUGCUUCUUCCAUUUCCCCCAGACUCAACAAGAGAGGGAUAUUCAUAUCAGCCGGUCUUCAUUCUGUUAUCUGCCCUGUGCAUGGAUGGGUCUCUCUCUGUGUCGCCGGCUGUUUGACAGCAGCACUUCUAGGACCAGUCCACCCCCUCUCUCUCCCUCCUCUCUUUCUCCUGUCACCCCUCUCUCCACUGCUCCAUCCAUGCGCCUCUCCGCACUCCUCCACUCACCACCCGUUGUCCCUGGCAACCUGUGCUCGCUCUGGAGUAUAUCUGAGAAAUCCCCGCACCUGCAAGUCAGCGAUGGUGGAGUGUGUGUGUGGCGUCAGCCUGUGGAGCAGAGCAGCGACGCCAUCCGAUCCAGCGGUGGGAUCAGGGCGGGGCUUCACUUAUGGGAGGUGGCCUGGGAGGCGUACGAAAGAGGAAGCCACGCCCUCAUCGGUAUUUCCACCAGGAAGAGCCCUUGGCAGGCGUCGGGCUACACCGCGCUGGUGGGCAGAGACUCCCAGUCCUGGGGGUGGGAGCUCUCAUCGAAUGAGCUGUGGCAUAAAGGCAAGGAAGCGGGGAGGUAUCCUGCAGGGGCGGAGCAUCCAGUGGUCAUUCCAGAGCGUGUAGUGGUGGCAGUGGAUGCGGAUGCAGGAACUCUGGGAUACUUGGUGGAGGGCCGCUAUUUGGGCGUGGCCUUUGCUGAUCUACCAAAAGGGGAGGACCUUUUCCUGGCAGUCAGCUGUGUUUGGGGCAGAGCCAGUAUACGCCUGCGCUACCUUGGCGGCAUGUCUCGUGACCCUCCUUCUCUGAUGUCACUAUGCAGUCUGACCAUCCAUCAGACGAUGGGUCGGAGUCGAGUCUCCUUGACUGACAGGCUGCCCCUCCCACCUGUGCUACAGCGUUUCUUACAGGCUCACCAGUGGCCUGUAAGCACCUCCUGUUGAGAAGUGUUUCAAGUUGUUCACCUGAGAUUUAUUUAUUUUGUAAUCAUUUUCUUGCAGUACAUUUCAGUGAAUGGCAUUAAAAUUAGAAUGAAUUAAUCAUUCAGUGUAUCUAAUUAUUAUGUCCUUUUAAUAUUGAUGUUUUUGUCAUGUGCAUUCGAUAUGUAUCUUGAUUUGAAAUAUGUGAAAUUGUAAAUAUUGCGAAACAGAACAUAAAUAUAAUGUAUAUAAACGUAUAAAUAUACAUUUUCUGCGGAAAUGCUUCUGUGUGUUUGUGUAAAUCAGCAGUGUCUACUCCACUCAGCAUCUCUGUUUGAGGCCCCAUUUGGAUAGACCUUUUUUGCUUAGGAAGGUUCCUAACUGAGUGGAAUGACCUGGAAGUAUUUAAAUGGCAGCCAUUAUAAAAGCUGGUCGAAUUCUCUAAAUGCUUAGGAAAGGUGCUUCAGUGCUUCCUUUUGUAUAUUCUUUAGCAUAGGGUACACUGGACUAUCCUUUUCGAAAAGAAAGGUGAUAGUACCACCCCACAAUUCCUUGCGGCAGCAACAACAACCUAAUCAACAACCAAUGUGACCCACGUCAAUAACAUCCGCCUUCACAUAAUCAGUAGCCUAUUGUAAGUGCAGUCAGAUUCUGUUAGCACCGCGUUUGUCUUUUCCUAAGUCCCUAUGAAUUCUACUUUACAUCUUUGCUUGACGUAUUCCAUCGAGGUCAAGGAGAAGUUGUUAGGAAAGGACACUAGGACGGACUUUCCGACUGCAGACCAGGUCCGCCCUAAAUUACAUCACUUCCUAGGCCUGCUCUAA